GAAAUUAUAAUUAAAAUAUGUAUUUUUAUGGUAAAGACCGAAAGCAAUCGUAGAAUGGAGUCCUGUCGAUGUUAUUGCCCAGUUACCCAUGUUAUUUUCGACUGCGAUGGAACCUUGUUGGACACCGAACACCUUUAUAUAAAGAUCAUAAAAGAGACCUUGGCUCCGUAUGGAAUAAAUUACACUCAGGAGGAUCAGGCUCGAUACAUGGCAAGAACGGCUCGAGUUAUGGCCGACACCCACAUCAAAGAAUUUAAUCUUCCAAUUACGGCGGAGCAGUACCUUACGGCUUUCAAAAAAGCAGACUACAAGUAUAUGAAGGAUGUUAAGCUUCUGCCUGGAGUUAGGGACUUGAUCUUCCAUUUGCAUGAACAUCGAAUACCCUUAGCCAUUGCCACCAGUUCGAACAGCGAAAUAAUCCAAGUGAAGUUUCAAUCUCACGCGGACAUCAAAAGUGCCUUCCAUCACAUAGUGUGUGGCAAUGAUCCGGAGUUGAAGACGGACAGGGGAAAACCGGAAGCGGAUAUCUAUCUGCUAGCAGCCUCACGCUUCCACCCACCGGCAGAUCCCAGAAAGUGUCUGGUGUUCGAAGACUCCCCAACAGGCUUAAAAGCCGGAAGAGCGGCCGGCAUGCAGGUUGUGUUCAUACCCGAAAGUGAAACAUCCCGAGCCCGAGGAGAGGAUCCUACCAUGGUGCUGGGAUCCAUGACAGAGUUUCAGCCUGAACUUUUUGGCCUGCCUGCUUUUCCCAACUGUUCCAAAUUUGAGUUCGGCUAACUAGUAUUCUAGGCUUCCGCUUUCUAAAUAGUAGUUUAAAAAAAAUAUAUGUAUAAAAUUUUCUAUCAGA
Messenger RNA from Drosophila bipectinata, 847 nucleotides. RefSeq names its product pseudouridine-5'-phosphatase-like. Gene Ontology annotation, molecular function: phosphatase activity. NCBI's taxonomy places the organism in Eukaryota, Metazoa, Arthropoda, Insecta, Diptera, Drosophilidae. The record is from RefSeq and is a predicted model, not a curated record.